GGGCAGAGGGUCUUGCGAAUGGCCCCGCCAGCUACCGGGGCAGAGCUGGUCCAGAGACCGCUGCAGCUCUACCGCUACUCGCUGCGCUGUUGCCUGCAGCUUCCGACCAAGGGCGCCCGGGAGCGUUGCAAACACGCGGUCAGGCAGAGUUGCCGGGUUCACUCGGAUGAAGACAACCCCGAGAGAAUCCAGCAGAUUAUUAAGCGAGCCAUUGAAGAUGCCGAUUGGAUCAUGUGCAAAUAUAAAAACAAAACUGAGAACCCAGCGAGUAAAGCCUUCCUAAAGACAUCUGAAGUUGGGCGAUCUCCCUUCUGGAACUCAGCAGCAGCAGCAGCCGUUCUGGAAUAUUCAUCGGCCUUACUGGCUUGAAAGAGCAAGAAAUCCUGGGGAGG
Molecule: messenger RNA, 392 nt
Organism: Microcebus murinus (gray mouse lemur)
Lineage: Eukaryota; Metazoa; Chordata; Mammalia; Primates; Cheirogaleidae
Source: RefSeq, a predicted model, not a curated record